AUGAAAAGAUGUUCUCCUGUCCUCAACACUGUCAAUGGAGUAGCUAUCGGUGAAGCAACCCUUCCAAUUUGGAGGAAACACUUCAAUGCCUUGCUGAACCGGCUAGCCCCGUCAGCUCCUGAACUCGAACACGUUCAUAGACCAACAUAUGCGGUUAGCGAGGAGCCACCGACCGAGUCGGAGAUCCUGGUCUGUAUUCAAAAAAUGAAGAAUGGAAAAUCUGGUGGAGAUGACGGUAUUGGCGCAAAAAUGCUAAAACAUCUUCCUCCGUCUGGAAUUCGUGAGAUGACAAAAAUCAUCCGUUCAAUAUGGAUAGACGAAAGGAUACCUGAUUCGUGGAGACACGCUAACAUAAUUCCCCUCCACAAGAAGUUAUCCGUCACGGAUCCCAGGAAUUAUCGAGGAAUCUCUUUGCUGCGUGUUAUGUACAAGGUAUUGGAGCGCAUUAUCCUGGACCGACUCAUUAAACAUCGCGAAGAAACAACGCGCGACGAGCAAGCUGGCUUUCGUCCUGGCCGAUCUACGAUUGACCAGGUGUUCAUCGUCAGGAGAGUGAUCGAAAUCUAG
Molecule: messenger RNA, 567 nt
Organism: Necator americanus (New World hookworm)
Lineage: Eukaryota; Metazoa; Nematoda; Chromadorea; Rhabditida; Ancylostomatidae
Exons: 1
Coding region: 1-567 (188 amino acids)
Source: RefSeq, a predicted model, not a curated record